UUUAUUUUUAAGCCACGGUAACACUGUCCGUCUGCUUUGUUUUGGAAAAUAACUUUAAGGAAAUGGAAAAGCUGGAGGCCCUGAAAAUCUCCUCGAUGCGCCCCAGGAGCAACAUCCUGGACCGGCCGCUUUCAAAGGGCAAAACUGAGGUGUCCCAGAGCAUUGUUGCGCUGCUCUUCAGCGAGAUUGUUCAGUACUCCCAGAGCAGAGUGUUUACUGUGCCCGAACUGCAAACAAGGCUGCAUGACUUGGGCCAGGACGUGGGCACCCGGAUAAUCGACCUGUAUUUUGUGCGGGAGCGCAGUGCGAAGCGGGAGACCAAGUUAACACAAAUGCUGCUGUUUGUUAAGACCACCGUGUGGAAGAAUCUGUUUGGCAAGGAGGCGGAAAAGCUGGAGCACGCCAACGAUGAUGAGCGGACCUACUACAUCAUAGAGAAGGAGCCGCUGGUCAAUACCUUCAUAAGUGUGCCCAAGGAUAAGGGUUCGCUAAACUGUGCCAAUUUCACGGCUGGCAUUGUAGAGGCAGUGCUCACCCAUUGCGGCUUCCCCUGCAAGGUCACCGCUCACUGGCACAAAGGCACCACGUACAUGGUCAAGUUCGAGGACUUUGUGAUUGCCCGCGACAAGCAGAUGGAGGAGAAAUAAAUUACACUUAGUUAAUCGUA
Messenger RNA from Drosophila kikkawai, 667 nucleotides. It is a transcript of the gene Trs31, whose product is annotated as trafficking protein particle complex subunit 31. Gene Ontology annotation, cellular component: TRAPPI protein complex; TRAPPII protein complex; TRAPPIII protein complex. Gene Ontology annotation, biological process: endoplasmic reticulum to Golgi vesicle-mediated transport. Lineage: Eukaryota; Metazoa; Arthropoda; Insecta; Diptera; Drosophilidae. The record is from RefSeq and is a predicted model, not a curated record.